AUGAUUGGGAGAACGCGAACAUUAAAAGGUGUACGAUUCUCUUCGAGGGGUUCUUCAACAGGUUCGAACACCUUGGGAAGUGCUGCUACAGAUAGUCAAAGCACAGGAGAUGAAACUCCAACUCAAUCAGCAGAAGAAGUACCUGCAACUCCGGCUGAGGUUACUAAAGGUACUAAGAGAAAGCGAGGGCCUACAAACAUGAAAGAUAUAUGGAAUCUUCAACCUAGAAUUCGUAUAGUAGUAGAUGCCAACCAAUACGGCCAGCCUAUUGGGAAGGAAGCGUCCAAAUUGGCUGAAUUUCUCGGUACAAUUGCAAGGACUGGUUCUAUCUGUCCUUUGAAUACAAAACAUUGGAAACAUCUUUCUAAAUAUGUGUUGGAAAACAUAUUGAGAAUCGUUCAUGAAAAGUUUGAUCUCCAAGGUAAGGUGGAGGACUCUGACAUCCUCUCACAUGUUGGAAAACUCUGGAAGGAGUUUAAAUCGACUUUGAAAACUAGAUACUACAAAGAGAUGGUCCAAGAAGGUCGACCGAUUGAAGAAAUAUAUGAAAACAAUCCUCCUGGUGUGCAUGAUGAUCAAUGGAAGUGGCUAGUGGAGCGAUGGGGAACACCGCAAGCUGCGGCACAAUCAGAAAAGGCGAAAGAAUCCCGAACAAAGGCUGAGAAGGAAGGCCGUGAACCCUCGCGUUUGGAGCAGUUUAGAUUUCAACAUUUGCGGAAAGAUGGAAGUGACAAAUUGAGCAGUGAGGCAGCAGAACAAGUUUAUGAUGAAGCAUGCAAAAUGGUUAAAGACUCUAUGCCAACACCUGAGAGUUCUUUCGCGCCUCAAGAUAAUAUUGUAUUAGAAAAUGAGAUCUAUACACAAGUGUUCGGCCCUGACAAGAAUGGAAAAAUGUUGGGAUAUGGACGUAGGAUGACCAAAUCCAGGUUGUUUGGCUAUGGGUCAGUCACCCGAGGAAGCCAAUCUACAUCGGCUAUCAGUACAUUGAUUGAAGAGAUGAGUGCUAAACAUGUCGAGCAAAUACAGACAAUUCAAGCCGAACAAGCAGUUCGAGAGAAAACUCUACUCGAGGAAGCAGAAUCUCGAUUUCGUACGGAGGCCGCGGAGCGAGAAACUCGUUUGAUAGCUGAAGCAAAAGAAAGAUUUAUGAAAUUAACUAAAAUUCGAGAGGCAAAGUUCAUGGAAAUGAUGAAUGCUCGUGAGAAAAAGUAUAAGGCUCUCAUAAAUGAGUGUAUGGCAAAGGGAAUGUCAAUUGAAUUUCAGAGUAGCGGACUUGAUGAUAAAGCCUUCAGUUCAGAUGAUGAUGAAUAA
Gossypium arboreum is the source of this 1311-nucleotide messenger RNA. RefSeq lists its product as uncharacterized. The coding region runs from base 1 to 1311 and encodes 436 amino acids. The record is from RefSeq and is a predicted model, not a curated record. The transcript is spliced from 7 exons. NCBI's taxonomy places the organism in Eukaryota, Viridiplantae, Streptophyta, Magnoliopsida, Malvales, Malvaceae.